Molecule: messenger RNA, 801 nt
Organism: Trichomonas vaginalis G3
Lineage: Eukaryota; Parabasalia; Trichomonadida; Trichomonadidae
Product: metallo-hydrolase-like MBL-fold domain-containing protein
Exons: 1
Coding region: 1-801 (266 amino acids)
Source: RefSeq, a predicted model, not a curated record
AUGAUGAAAGCUAAAUUGAUGGGAACUGGAAGUGAGUUUGGUAUUCCAGAAUUGGGAUGUGAUUGCCCAACAUGCAAAAGUGGUGAUAUAAAGGAUAAACGAGAAAGAGCAAGCAUUUUUUUAACAACUUCAGAUAAUAAAACAAUUAUAAUUGACGCAGGAUGCGAUUUCAGAGAUCAGAUACUGAGAGAAAACUUAAGGCAAAUGAGUGCAAUCAUAUUAACGGAUGACCAAUACUCACAUAUAAUGGGAAUUGAUGAAAUUAGACCAUUUACUAAAGAUUCUUCUAUCCCCAUAUUCUGCAGUGAGAAAACAAAGGAAACAUUACUAAAAGUUUAUUAUUACGUUUUCCAUGUUUUCCAAAUCGGCGGUGGACUUCCACAAAUGGAAUUAAAAGCUAUAGAUAAUGAUUUUACAGUUGAAGGAAUCACUGUUACACCAAUAUUAUGUUCAAGUCCAAAGAGAGAAUCAUAUGGUUACAGACUUGGAACAUUUGCAUAUCUACCUGAAUGCAAAUCCAUUUCUGACGAGUCAUUAUCUAAGUUACACGGAGUAGAAACAUUAGUUAUCGGUGCAAGUGGCCUAAAAUCUCACGAAGAUAAGCUUUGCAUUGAUGAAGCUAUUGAAUAUAUUAUCAAGAUUGGAGCAAAAAGAAAUUACAUCACUCAUAUUACGCAUGAUAAUACAUAUUCAGAUUGUUCAAGUUAUAUCUCAAAGAAGGUACAAGACGAUCCAAGAUUAAAUGGUGUUAGCAUAGAUAUGGGCUAUGAUGGAUUGGAAAUAGAUAAUAUUAUUGUUUAA